Musca domestica (house fly) is the source of this 555-nucleotide messenger RNA. RefSeq names its product protein sisterless A-like. The record is from RefSeq and is a predicted model, not a curated record. The transcript has a single exon. Bases 1 to 555 code for a protein of 184 amino acids. NCBI's taxonomy places the organism in Eukaryota, Metazoa, Arthropoda, Insecta, Diptera, Muscidae.
AUGGACAAUUCCAUGCCAACCAAUCGUUUCCUGGAACAAAUCUAUACAUCGCUGACGCAAGAGCUGGCCUUCCACGGCUUAAAUACACAUGGAAUGUUGACAAAUAUGAAGCCACAGCGCAUCGAUCAAAUCGUGGAAUUCGAAAUGAAACGCAUUCAGGAGAACUGCAAACGAAAAGAAGUGCAAUAUGUCGAACAAAUGUUGAUGGAAAAUCCAAUUGCCAUUGGAAGGCGGACAACAACGAGUAGGAUAUUACGGAGGCAAUGUGACACCUUAUUAUCCCCGGAAAAAGAACAACAACAGCAGCAGCAACAACGAAGAUGGGCAAGGGCAUUUCGCCGUUCUCGUUACAAUAAUAAAAUCAAAAAGGCCAAAUCAAAAUAUCGCCACAAAUACAUAUCACAGCGUCUGCUGCAGAACACACAACUGUUGAGCUGCAUCAAGGAUUUGAUUGCUCAAACGGAAGGACAUUUAUUUGCCCAAGGCUGGAGAAAAGAUAAAAUUCAUCAAAUGCGUGAUAAUUAUGGCAUGGAUUUGAAUUCGAAGGACGGGUAG